AUGGAGCAGAUGUCCGAGGAGGCGCUGAGGCUUAACUUGCUGAAGCGAGGUCUGGAGUCGCCCAACGAGCGAGAGGAAGCCUUGGCCAAGCGUCUCAAAAUGGAGGGUCACGAGGCCAUGGAGCGCCUGAAGAUGUUGGCGCUGCUAAAACGCAAAGAUCUGGCUGACCUGGCGGCCCUGGAGGUCGCCGGGCCGCUGGGAGACGGAAAGGGCCCCGCCGCUUAUGAAGAGAAGCUAAAUGGAAGUCUGAGACUGGGAGGACACGGCGGCCACGUCGGUUCCAGUUCCAAGAACGGCAAGGAGAACAUCCUGGACGAGCCGGUGGACAUGAGCGCAGGACGGAGAUGUGACACAGACCACGAUAGACGAACUCCAUCUCCGGAUGUCAUCAUUCUGUCAGACAACGAGGCAUCUAGUCCCAGAGCAACACCUCGCCCCGAAGAGCGCCUGAACCAUGCCAACCUGGACAUGUUCAAGGGUAAGAGUGGAGAAGAGAGGCAGCAAAUGAUCAAAGCCCUGAGAGAGGAGCUGCGUUUGGAAGAAGCUCGCUUGGUUCUGCUCAAGAAGCUCCGGCAGAGUCAAAUGCAGAAGGAGAAUGUGGUGCAGAAGGUAUCGGUGGUCCAGAACGCGGCCUCUUCCGGGCAGCCUUCUUCCAUCCACGGUUCCCCCGGACUGGGGAAGCUCCCAGUAAGGCCAGGCAUGCACAACCCGGACCCCCAGAACCUCCGGACUGCACAGGGUCACACAGUUAUCAGGUCAGGAGCCAAUGCCAACCUGCCACCCAUGCUCAUGUCCCAGCGGGUUAUAGCUCCCAAUCCCGCCACAUUGCAAGGCCAACGGCUCUCCAAACCUGGAAUGGCUCGCUCCAGCAUGGGCAACGCUGUAAGCUACCAGCAGGCGAGCCAGCAGGUGGCAGCAUCCCAGCGAUCAGGCUCCAGCGCCAUGUACAUGAACCUGGCCCACAUGCAGGCGGCUGCGGCGGCGGGGGCCGGCGGCCUGGGCGGCGCCUCGGCCGUCAGCCCGUCCACUCUGUCCGGGUCGGCCAGCGGCGGGGUCAACUCCAUCGCCGACCAAGCCAGCAGCCAGGCCGCGGCGAAGCUCGCUCUGAGAAAGCAGCUGGAGAAAACACUGUUGGAGAUUCCCCCGCCCAAACCCCCUGCCCCGCUCCUCCACUUCCUGCCAUCGGCCGCUAACAGCGAGUUCAUCUACAUGGUGGGCCUGGAGGAGGUGGUACAGAGCGUCCUGGACAGUCAGGGUAAACUGCGAGGCACGCUUUCCCGUAUGGAGCCCUUCUUCUGUGCUCAGUGCAGAACCGAUUUCACGCCACAUUGGAAGCAGGAGAAGAGUGGGCGAAUCCUGUGUGAGCAGUGCAUGAUGUCCAAUCAGAAAAAAGCUCUCAAGGCAGAGCACACCAACAGGCUGAAGAAUGCCUUCGUCAAGGCCUUGCAGCAGGAGCAGGAGAUCGAGCAGAGGCUUCAACAGGCGGCCCUCUCGCCGAGCUCGGCCCCCAGCGGCCCCAACGCCUCCAAGACUGACUCCUUGAUCCGACAUCACGCUUUGCGCCAGGCUCCUCAACCUCAGGCAUCGAUGCAGAGAGGUCUAUCGAACUCUGCGCGGGGCGUCCUGUCUAACUUUGCCCAGGCUUCGCAGCUGUCGGUGGCCAGCAGCCUCAUGGGGAUGAGCGGGUUAAAUAUCGCCUAUCUGAACCCAGCGGCCGUGGGCACCCAUAAGAGCUCCAGCUUAGCGGACCGGCAGAGAGAGUACCUGUUGGACAUGAUCCCGCCCCGAUCCAUAUCGCAGUCCAUCACCGGACAGAAAUGA
This is a messenger RNA of Nerophis lumbriciformis (worm pipefish), 1821 nucleotides long. The record is from RefSeq and is a predicted model, not a curated record. Lineage: Eukaryota; Metazoa; Chordata; Actinopteri; Syngnathiformes; Syngnathidae.